UGGAGGAACGCUUCCUCAGGCUGCGCCCUGGAUUGGGGGGUCAGUGGGCGGGGUUCCCUUGGCGGGGGGGUUACCUUCCACGGUGGGGGGGAAUACGGGGUUGGUGCCAGAUAGCACUGCAAGUAGUGACACGGGGGUCAGGUCGGAUGUGGUACGGAUGGACGAUGGGUCAAAAGGUGAAGUAUAUAUUUGCUUUGAAGGGCCACUGGGGUCACAUCUAAAACAGGAGGUUCGGGAGAAAAUCCAAAAAGGUGAGUACGUUGAGAUUUUUUCCCUCCUACCGUUAGAAAAGUUUAACUUGGAUAGGGUGAAGCCGGAUAGUUUCAAAAAAGACGACGAGGAGAAGCGAAGGUACAGGCUGAUUCCUCGCACUUUCACUAACUGGUUGCAAGCAUUUGUGAUUAUGGCCAGCGUCAUAGGGGAGAAGAGCCCGGAACACUGUUCUGCGCUGUUCUGCUAUCUGGACGCGAUAGGUGAAGCAUAUAGGGUAUAUGGGGGGACAGGAUGGUUGAGGUAUGACGAACAGUUUCGCCAGCGGCGGGCUGUGCGUCCUUCUAUACGUUGGGAUCACAAGGAUAUAAGCCUGUGGAUGCGGAUAAUUUCUGCGCCACGGCCUAAUACACCGUUUUUUCAGGGCGGGGCCGGGGGUACUCCCUCCUCCGGAUCACCGGCCGGUAAAAAAUGGGGGGGGUGCUGGAAGUUUAACGAGGGUUCCUGCAAAUAUGGAGGAGCCUGUCGCUUUAAACACGAAUGCUCCGGAUGCGGGGGGGCUCACCCCUUGUCGCGUUGCUUCAAAAAGGGCAAGCGGGGGGGGGAUGCUGCUGGAAAGGGGGAGAACGCCAGUGAAGGUGGAAAAGAUGGGGCCUUUUCUAGAUAGGUACCCAGACAGAGGGGCAGCGCGGCUGCUUGCGGCAGGGUUUUCGGAGGGAUUUAUCAUUCCCUGUUCCUUGUCGAAGGUGCCACCCUUGGCUAGGAACCUGCGGUCUGCCUUAGAAAACCCGGCGGUAGUGUCAGAAAAAUUAGCAAAAGAAGUUCAGCUGGGUAGGAUGGUGGGGCCAUUCACAGAGAUGCCGCUGCCUGAUUUGGUGGUGUCCCCUCUGGGGGUGGUUCCCAAGAAGGAACCAAACAAGUUUCGGCUCAUUCAUCACCUGUCCUUCCCAAAGGGGGGGUCGGUGAAUGACGCUAUAGAUCCCGAAGCAUGCACGGUAUCGUAUACGUCGUUUGACGCGGCAGUACGAUGGGUGCGGCGGUACGGAAGGGGAGCCCUGAUGGCAAAAUCGGACAUUGAGGCCGCGUUCCGUUUACUGCCAGUUCACCCAGACAGCUUUCGGCUGUUGGGUUGUCGGUGGCGGGAUGAGUUCUACGUGGAUCGAUGUUUGCCAAUGGGCUGCUCGAUUUCUUGCGCGUUUUUCGAAACGUUUAGCUCUUUCUUGGAAUGGGUGGUCAGGGAUGUGGCGGACACGGAUUCAGUAAUCCACUACCUGGAUGACUUCCUGUGCGUUGGGCCCCCGUCGUCCAAUGUGUGCGCAAUAUUGUUGGCAACGUUGCAGCACAUGGCGGAAAAGUUUGGAGUGCCCUUGGCAGCCGACAAAACGGAGGGUCCAACCACGGCGUUGAGUUUUUUGGGAAUCAUGAUUGAUUCCGAGGCUAUGGAGUGUAGGCUUCCAAUGAACAAGGUGGAGAAUCUUCGGAUGGAGAUUCGGGGGAUGCUGGGGCGGGACAAGGUUCAGCUGGUGUCCCUGCAGUCUUUGUUGGGAAAGUUGAAUUUCGCCUGCCGCAUCAUCCCUAUGGGGAGGGUUUUUUGCCGACGGCUGUCGGCAGCAACAGCGGGGGUGAAGGCGCCGAAACAUUAUAUCCGUCUAACGGGUGAGCUGAAAGCAGAUUUGCACAUCUGGGAUACGUUUUUGGAAACGUAUAAUGGAAGGGCGAUCUGGAUGUCAGGGCCUGUCAGCAACUUUGACCUGGAUUUGGUCACGGAUGCGGCCGGGUCCACGGGUUAUGGGGCCUUUUUUAAGGGGCGGUGGAGCGCUGAGGCAUGGCCUAGGUCAUGGACAGCAGCGGGUUUUGAGAAGAACCUGGUGCUGCUAGAACUAUUCCCGGUGGUGGUGGCAAUCGAGUUGUGGGGGGAAGAAUGCAAAAAUUUGAAGAUCAGGCUAAAUUGCGAUAACAUGGGGGUGGUACAAGUCAUUAAUCGAAUCUCCGGUUCAUCGGUACCGGUGGUGAGAUUACUGCGCCAUCUCGUGUUGCGUUGUUUGCAGUGGAACAUAUUCUUGUAUGCUGUACACAUCCCGGGGGUGGAUAACAAACUCGCUGACGCCUUGUCUCGAUUUCAGUGGGACAGGUUCAGGGAGCUGGCGCCAGGGGCGGAUGCAGAAGGGGUUCCUUGCCCUGGGUGGAUGUGGGGGCUGGCAUUGGAGCCGCUGCAGACUGGAUCAGGAGGUCGAAAAAAUUAGCAGCUUUAGCGUUUUGGUUCAAAUUGGAGGGUAGGACAGACCUCACGAAAACAUUUUGGGUAAAACAGACAGUAAAAGGAUACAAAAAAGGGCACCAGUACAAGGACGAGCGGAGGCCAGUGUCAUUUUCGAUUUUGGGGAGAAUUUUUGGGGUUUUAAAGGAAGUCUGCUCGUCUGAAUACGAAAUGCGUUUGUUUCGGGCGGUUUUUUCGGUGGCAUUUUUUGGGGCAUUUCGGAUAGGGGAGUUGGUUAGUCCCUCAAAACGGGUGGCCGGGGGUUUUUUGGGGGGUGACGUACGGUCACAUGAUGAUAGGGUGGUUUUUCGGCUGAGACGGUCAAAGACGGAUCAGAUGGGAAAAGGGAGGGACGUAAUUUUGUAUGCGAUGCCGGGUUCAGAGAUGUGUCCGGUAAGGGUGGUAAGGGAAUAUGCAGAGGGACGCCCUGAGGUUGGUGGCCCGUUUUGGGUACACGUGGAUGGGUCUUUUGUUUCAAGAUUUCAAUUCAUUGCAAUUUUUAAAAAAUGUUUGAAGAUGGUGGGGUUAGACGAGCGGCUGUUUGCCUCGCACUCCUUCCGCAUCGGGGCGGCAACCGAGGCGGCCCGGUGUGGGUUGGAUGAGGCGGCAGUGAAGCGGAUUGGGAGAUGGGAGUCGAGGAGAUUCCGUUCGUAUGUUCGCCCUCAUUUGUUGAUGGAUUAAUAAAUGGGGGGGAAGAAAGUAGUCUACGGGAAAGGCCGGUAUCUUUGCUGUGGGGGCAAAUUGUUAAUAGUCAUGAUUUAUUGUUUGUUUUUUCAGGUGGAAGACAGGCGCGCCUCGUAUGGAUCAUGGGGCAUUCUUAUGUCUGUAGGGGGGCUAGAAGAGCGGAUGCUAGGCCAGGGGGUAGGCAAUUGGGAAUUUCCAGUCAGGAUGCUACUAUUCGUUGGUUGGGGAUCCCUGGGAUGGGUUGGGGCAGGGUGCUGUCGGAAGUACAGCGCUAUGCUCGGCUCGACCGACCCCCAGAUGUGUUGAUGUUACACGUCGGGGGGAAUGACCUGGGGAUCCGGCCUAUAGGGGAUUUGAUGACGGCAGUUAAGGCGGACGUCUUGACGAUGCGGGCAUCUUUCCCCAACAUGUUGAUCAUCUGGUCAGACAUUGUCGCGCGAAGUACAUGGCGCAUGGCAAGGUCGGUGGAUCGGGUCAAUAAGGGAAGGGUGAAAGUAAACAAGGUACUAGGGAGGUUUGUGGCUAAACACGGGGGUUUAGGGGUGAGACACAGGGAGUUGGAGGUUAAUGUGGGUUUGUAUCUGCUCAAGGAUGGUGUUCAUCUGACGGAUGUGGGUACAGACUUGUGGAUGAUGGGGAUACAGGAAGGGGUUCAGAGAGCCCUGCGGGUGUGGGGGGGCCCAUAAGGAAAAGGGGGGUUUUCCUUCCGGGCUGUGGCGGUGUCCUUGGUCCUUGACGGUGACAGUGAAAUGAUGGAAUGGAAAUGGUUGGGGGGCUCAUCGAUGGGAUGGCCCCCUAUGGUGGUUAUUGCAGUGGAACGGUGUCUGCUGCAAUACGGUUACGGUGCACUGCGGGUUAAAAAGGGGUCUCAGAGCUGGGUCGGCUGGAGGCCUGGGUUAUGGUAAUUGGUACCGCAGUGUAAAAAAGGUUAAUGGGGGUAGUUACUGUCAAGGAUCAGUUGGGAUUGGGUUAAAAUAUUAAAAGUGUUAAUAAUUUGGUUAAAUAUUGAUUUGGUUACAAAAUAAAAAUGGCUGUUGUGGCCAAUUUUCUCCAA
This is a messenger RNA of Rana temporaria (common frog), 4205 nucleotides long. RefSeq lists its product as uncharacterized. The record is from RefSeq and is a predicted model, not a curated record. NCBI's taxonomy places the organism in Eukaryota, Metazoa, Chordata, Amphibia, Anura, Ranidae. The transcript has 2 exons. Bases 723 to 2453 code for a protein of 576 amino acids.